AUGAUAGUGGUUCCAAAACCAAACCCCUCAUUAACAGCGCCAGAACCUGAACAUUGUCCAGGUCCUGAGUCGGAGAAUGCAGGAAAGGAAGAGUCUUGUGCAGGAUGUGCCAACCAAUCAAUAUGCUCAUCUCAAAUUCCCAAAGGUCCUGACCCCGAUGUAGACUUCAUAAAUGACCGUUUGAGCAAUAUAACGCACAAGAUACUGGUUCUAAGUGGUAAAGGCGGUGUGGGCAAGUCAACAUUUAGUAGCAUCCUUUCGUGGGCGUUAGCCGCAGAUGAAGAUUUAGAAGUUGGCGUAAUGGAUCUGGAUAUUUGUGGCCCUUCUUUGCCGAAAAUGCUGGGCUCAGAACUAGAAUCUGUUCAUUCGUCAAACUCUGGGUGGUCGCCUGUAUACGUGACCGAAAACUUGGGUAUGAUGAGUGUCGGUUUUAUGUUACCUGACCAAGAUUCGGCGGUCAUAUGGAGAGGUGCCAAGAAAAAUGGUUUGAUUAAACAGUUCCUAAAAGAUGUUAACUGGGGAAAACUGGAUUAUUUGAUCGUUGACACGCCACCUGGAACAUCAGACGAGCACUUAUCUGUUACAACUUAUAUGAAGGAAUCCGGAAUUGAUGGUGCAUUGAUAGUAACCACACCUCAGGAGGUUGCGUUACUAGAUGUACGAAAAGAGAUCGAUUUCUGCAAGAAGGCCAACAUCAAAAUUCUUGGUAUUGUUGAAAAUAUGAGUGGAUUUAUUUGUCCCGGUUGCAAGAAUGAAUUUCAAAUAUUUAAGCCUACUACUGGAGGAGGCAAAGCUCUUGCAGAUGAACUUGGCUUGCCGUUCUUGGGUUCUGUUCCGUUGGACCCUCGCAUUGGAAAGUCGGCAGACAAUGGAGAGUCUUUCUUAGAUCUCUAUCCUGAUUCUCCUGCUUCAACUGCAAUAUUAGACGUAGUGGAUGCCUUGCGAGAUUCAGUCGAAGGGUCAUAA
This is a messenger RNA of Komagataella phaffii GS115, 966 nucleotides long. RefSeq names its product Essential iron-sulfur cluster binding protein localized in the cytoplasm. The coding region runs from base 1 to 966 and encodes 321 amino acids. NCBI's taxonomy places the organism in Eukaryota, Fungi, Ascomycota, Pichiomycetes, Pichiales, Pichiaceae. Gene Ontology annotation, molecular function: ATP-dependent FeS chaperone activity; 4 iron, 4 sulfur cluster binding; ATP binding. Gene Ontology annotation, cellular component: cytosol. Gene Ontology annotation, biological process: iron-sulfur cluster assembly. The record is from RefSeq and is a predicted model, not a curated record. The transcript has a single exon.